Messenger RNA from Acanthopagrus latus (yellowfin seabream), 2935 nucleotides. It is a transcript of the gene qars1, whose product is annotated as glutaminyl-tRNA synthetase 1. Gene Ontology annotation, biological process: translation; glutaminyl-tRNA aminoacylation. NCBI's taxonomy places the organism in Eukaryota, Metazoa, Chordata, Actinopteri, Spariformes, Sparidae. Gene Ontology annotation, cellular component: cytoplasm; cytosol; aminoacyl-tRNA synthetase multienzyme complex. Bases 95 to 2419 code for a protein of 774 amino acids. The transcript is spliced from 23 exons. Gene Ontology annotation, molecular function: ATP binding; glutamine-tRNA ligase activity. The record is from RefSeq and is a predicted model, not a curated record.
GGAAGUCGUCCUCCCCCCUCUCCCAAACGGAAAGUAGUGUGCGACGGUAGCGUGUCUGUGUGGCUCCUGUCUAGCCGGUGAAUACGGUGGAAAAAUGGCGGAUACGUUGACACUUUUUACUUCCAUCGGGCUCAGUGAGCAGAAGGCGAAAGAGACGCUGAAAAAUGAAGCGCUGAGUGCCUCUCUGAAGGACGCCAUUGUGCAGGCCCAGCGUGUCUGUGGAGCAUCAGGAGUGGACAAAGCCACAGGGACACUGCUGUACAGUAUGGCAUCUCGCCUUAAAGACACCAGGCGCCUGACAUUCCUGUCAGACAGUAUAGCUCAGGGCAAAAUCUCUACAGAGCUACAGCUGGCAGCUGCUCUCGACUUUAUAAAGAGUCACCCUCAGGACCCCAUCAACCAGAAGGAGUACGAAGAAGCAUGUGGUGUUGGUGUGGUUGUAACACCGGAGCAGAUCGAAGAAGCUGUGGAGGCUGUGGUCAAGAAGCACAAGGAGCAGCUGGUAAAGGAGAGGUACCACUUCAACAUGGGACUGCUAAUGGGAGAGGCCCGCUCUGCCCUGAAAUGGGCCGAUGGAAAGGUCAUCAAAAAUGAAGUGGACCUGCAGGUCCUCCAGCUCUUAGGAAAGAAGACAGAGGCUGACCUGGAAAAGAAACCUAAGAAAGUAAAAGUUGCGGAGAAUGAAACAAAGGUGAAGAAAGAGGAGGCUGCAGUGAACGGGGACGUGAUGGCUGGGGAGGGGAAGUCACUAAUGGAGCAGCUCAGAGGAGAAUCACUGAAGUUCCAUAAACCAGGAGAAAACUAUAAAACUGAGGGCUAUGUGGUCACGCCUAAAACAAUGGAACUGCUGAAAAAGCACCUGGAGAUCACUGGUGGACAGAUUCGUACUCGAUUUCCUCCUGAGCCCAACGGUAUCCUCCACAUUGGACAUGCCAAAGCUAUCAACUUCAAUUUUGGUUAUGCAAAGGCAAACAACGGAAUUUGUUUCUUGAGAUAUGACGACACAAACCCAGAAAAGGAGGAGGAAAAAUACUUCACGGCUAUCAAGGACAUGGUGGAGUGGCUUGGCUACAAACCUUACGCUGUCACGCAUGCAUCAGACAACUUCCAGCAGCUCUACGAGCUCGCUGUGGAUCUUAUUCGCAGGGGUCACGCGUAUGUGUGCCACCAGAAAGGGGAGGAACUGAAGGGCCAUAACGCUCCUCCGUCGCCCUGGAGAGACCGACCCAUGGAGGAGUCGCUGGUGUUGUUCGAGAGGAUGAAGAAGGGCCUGUUCUCUGAGGGAGAGGCUACGCUCCGGAUGAAGAUGGUGAUGGAGGACGGGAAGAUGGAUCCUGUGGCGUACCGAAUCAAAUACACGGCGCAUCAUCGGACAGGAGAUGAAUGGUGCAUCUACCCCACGUAUGACUACACCCACUGUUUGUGUGACUCGAUUGAAAAUAUCACACACUCACUCUGUACCAAAGAGUUCCAGGCCAGGCGUUCAUCAUAUUUCUGGCUGUGUAACGCUCUGGAUGUGUACUGCCCUGUCCAGUGGGAAUACGGUCGCCUAAACCUCACCUACACAGUUGUGUCCAAGAGGAAAAUCAUUAAGCUGGUAGAGACCGGCGUUGUCAGAGACUGGGAUGAUCCCAGACUCUUCACUCUGACUGCACUGAGGAGAAGAGGUUUCCCACCAGAGGCAAUUAACAACUUCUGUGCACGGGUGGGAGUCACAGUUUCCCAGACAACGACGGAGCCCCACCUCCUUGAGGCCUGUGUGCGGGACGUCCUGAACGAGUCGGCACCCAGAGCCAUGGCUGUGCUGGAGCCGCUCAAAGUCACCAUCACUAACCUUCCCGAAAACUCAAAGACGGAUGUACGAGUGCCAGACUUUCCUGCCAACGAGUCCAAAGGCAGCCAUGUGGUUCCAUUUACACGCACCGUCUUCAUCGAGCAGAGCGACUUCAGAGAGGUGAUGGAGAAGGGCUACAAGCGUCUGACGCCGGAACAGCCUGUAGGUCUGAGGCAUGCUGGGUACGUCAUCUCUGUCCGGAAGGUCAUCAAGGACGCUCAGGGUAAAGUGGUGGAACUGGAGGUGACCUGCAGCAGCUCUGAGACCACAGAGAAACCAAAGGCCUUCAUCCACUGGGUCAGCCAGCCACUCGUGUGCGAAGUGCGCCUUUAUGAAAGACUGUUCCUGCACAAAAAUCCAGAGGACACAUCUGAAGUGCCCAAUGGCUUCCUGAGUGACAUCAAUCCUGAUUCCCUGCAGACGAUCAGCAAUGCCUUAGUGGAUGUCUCAGUGAAGGGAGCAAAGGUUUUGGAUAAAUUCCAGUUUGAGAGAGUUGGCUACUUCUCCCUGGACCCCGACAGCACUGCAGAUAAGCUCGUCUUCAACAGAACAGUCACCCUCAAAGAAGACCCAGGGAAGAUCUGAUUGACCAAAGUCAAGCCUCACGUCCUGCUUCCUAUGAGCCCACAGAUACAUGUCCAGAUUGUUUGCAUCACUUUAUGUGUAACAUCAGAGACAGCACAGACUUGCUUUGACUGAGACUGACUUAAAUCAGAUACUGUAAUAAUUAAUAAUAGAAAUACCAGAUUCAGAAGAGAAUUGUGGCCGACAGAAUUGCUGCAGUAUCGAUUUGCUCGAUCACUGUCGGGGUGAUUAUUUUUCUAUAUCUGCUGCAAAAAAUAAUUAACCUGCAGUGUUUCCUCUUUGUUGAAUGUAUGCAACUUUGAUCAAUUUGAAAAAGGGGGCUACUGUAUGUUAAUUUAAUAUUGGCUCUAAACUGGUGUUACACUGAGGAGAUGCUCUCAAAUGCCAUACAUGACUUUCUUACAGGUGGCGAGUCACUGCCAAACCACCGUGUGUGUGUUUUUUUUUAAGACUCAGAAGGGUUCAUGUGUGUCUUUUUGACGGAAGAGAAGAAUAAAUAAUAAUUGAAAAAAACUG